Messenger RNA from Gopherus flavomarginatus (Mexican gopher tortoise), 1166 nucleotides. RefSeq lists its product as uncharacterized. The transcript is spliced from 2 exons. NCBI's taxonomy places the organism in Eukaryota, Metazoa, Chordata, Testudines, Testudinidae. The record is from RefSeq and is a predicted model, not a curated record. The coding region runs from base 23 to 922 and encodes 299 amino acids.
CUUUGAAAAAAUUUCUAAUGCCAUGCGGGAGAGGGGACAUACCAGGGACUCGUUACAGUGCCGAGUGAAAGUGAAAGAGCUCAGACAGGCGUAUCAGAAGACCAAAGCAGCAAAGGGCAGGUCAGGCUCUGCCCCCAAAACAUGCCGGUUCUACGACGAGCUUAACGCAAUAUUGGGGAACAGCGCAACGACGAACCCCCCCUUGUCUGUUGAUUCAGAGGUGGGCGUUGUGAUUCCUGCAACUACGGAAGAUUUAUUUGAUGGCGAUGAUCAGUAUGAUGAGGACCAAGAGGAGGAGGCUCCAGCAGAGAGCACAGAGCAUUUUAUCCCCCCAAACAGCCAGGAUCUUUUCCUCACCCUUACUGAGGUUCCCUGCCAGCCAUCUCAAGGCAGUACUCCAGAAAAUGAAGCUGAGGGACCGUCCUCUGCUGCACAUUUCUCCAGCCUCCCUCUCGCUUCUCAUCUACGUGGGGGGGGUAUCAUAAGAAGACUGAGGAAAAGGAGGACGCGUGAGGACAUGUUCACCGAAAUUAUGGCAGUAACCCGUACAGAGAGAGCUCAGCAGGGAGACUGGAAACAAUUGGUCGCAAAGUACAGGGAGGCUGCCAGUCAACGCAAAGACAGGAGGGACCAACGCGAAGACAGGAGGGACGCCAAAAAUGAUGUCAGGUGGCAGGAAGAUCAGCGCUGGCGAGCAGCAACUCUGGAUCUUCUUCGUGAUCAGACUGACAUCCUCCGCGAUAUGCUGCAAGAGCUCCGUGGUUUCAGAAUGCCCCUACAGCCCGUGUAUAACCUCCCUCAGUACUCACCCUGUCCCACACCUUCCAGAACCAGGCGUGUAAGAACGCGUGGGGGAAGGCUCUCUGCACCAGCCCCCUCCACUGCUGCGGACACUCCAACCAGAAGGCUUUCAUUAGAUUGAAAAGCCCUUUGUGUCCUGUUUUUUCCCUCCUCUAAUGAUCCAAACUUCUCCCACGGCACCUUUGCCUAUUCUUACUCUCAGGUCAUGCUAUUAAGGCAGUGUGACUGUAGUUUGGUAAUGAACUAAAGCAAGCAGCUUUGGAAAGCUGCACGGAAGCUAGUUAUCAGCAUCAGGAUUUGACAAUUGGGGAUAUGGGUAAUAAAGGGAAAACAAAGAAAGCAGCCAUACCGUAACCUGGUCCAUG